GACCUGGCCUCUAUAUUUAUGGUGCUUGAGGAGGACAUCAUCACUUUUGUGAAGAAUGAGCUGAAAACCUUCAAGAGGUCUCUGAGUCGAGAUUACCCAGAAUACUGCGAGAGGCAGAUGGAAGAUGAGUUUGAGGAUACUGAGGAAGCAGAACAAAGGAGGAGCGACAGAAGAUCACAUUUUCUGCAGAUCACAGUGCACUUCCUGAGGAGAAGGAGUCACGAGGAUCUGGCUGACCGUCUGCAGAGCAAAACUCUCGCUGCAGCGUGCCAACGUAAACUCAGAUCUAACCUGAAGAAGAAGUGUGAGUGUGUGUUUGAGGGGGUUGCUAAAGCAGGAAACCCAACACUUCUGAAUGAGAUCUACACAGAACUGUACAUCACAGAGGGAGGGAGUGGAGAGCUCAAUGAGGAACAUGAGGUCAGACAUAUUGAAACAUCAUUCAGGAGACCAGUGAGACCAGAAACAUCAAUCAAAUGUGAAGACAUCUUUAAACCCUCACCUGGAAGAGAUAAACUAAUCAGAACAGUGAUGACAAAGGGAGUGGCUGGCAUUGGGAAAACAGUCUUGACACAGAAGUUCACUCUGGACUGGGCUGAAGACAAAGCCAAUAAACACAUAGAGUUCACAUUUCCCUUCACUUUCAGAGACCUGAAUCUACUGAAAGGGAAAAAGUUCAGCUUGGUGGAACUUCUUCAUCUCUUCUUCACUGAGACCAAAGAAGCAGAAAUCAGCAGGUUUGACCACUUCCAGGUUGUGAUGAUCUUUGACGGUCUGGAUGAGUGUCGACUUCCUCUGGACUUCCAGAACAACCAGAUCCUGACUGAUGUUACAGAGUCCACCUCAGUGGACGUUCUGCUGACAAACCUCAUCAAGGGGAAACUGCUUCCCUCUGCUCGCCUCUGGAUAACCACACGACCCGCAGCAGCCAAUCAGAUCCCUGCUGAGUGUGUUGGCAUGGUGACAGAGGUGAGAGGCUUCACUGACCCACAGAAAGAGGAAUACUUCAGGAAGAGAUUCAAAGAUAAGGAACAGGCCAGCAGAAUCAUCUCCCACAUCAAGACGUCACGAAGCCUCCACAUCAUGUGCCACAUCCCAGUCUUUUGCUGGAUCACUGCUACAGUCCUGGAGGACGUGUUGAAAACCAGUGAGAGAGGAGACCUGCCCAGGACCCUGACUGAGAUGUACAUCCACUUCCUGGUGGUUCAGUCCAAAGUGCAGAACGUCAAGUAUCAUGAGAAACAUGAGACAGAUCCAGUCUGGACAACAAAGACCAGGAAGAUGAUCCUGUCGCUGGGAAAACUGGCUUUUAAGCAGCUGGAGAAAGGCAACCUGAUCUUCUAUCAAGCAGACCUGGCAGAGUGUGGCCUUGAUAUCAAAGCAGCCUCAGUGUAUUCAGGAGUGUUCACACAGAUCUUUAAAGAGGAGCGUGGGCUGCACCAGGACAAGGUUUUCUGCUUUGUCCAUCUGAGCAUUCAGGAGUUUCUGGCUGCUAUUCAUGUCUUUCAGACCUUCAUCGACUCUGGUGUCAAUCUGCUGUCAGAAGCACAUUCAGUCUCCUCGUGGUCCACAAUAAUUAACAUCAAAUCUAAACUGAAAUAUCUGUAUCAGGGUUCUGUGGACAAGGCCUUACAGAGUCCAAAUGGACACCUGGACUUGUUCCUGCGCUUCCUCCUGGGUCUUACACUGCAGACCAAUCAGACUCUCCUUCGAGGCCUGAUGACACAGAUAGGAAGUAACCCAAAGACCAGUGAGGAAAUAGUGCAGAACAUCAGGGAGAAGAUCAAAGAGACUCCCUCUCCAGAGAGAAUUAUCAACCUGUUCCACUGUCUGAAUGAGCUGGGUGACCAUUCUCUAGUGGAGGAGGUCCAACAGUACCUGAGUUCAGGACGUCUCUCCACAAACAAACUCUCUCCUGCUCAGUGGUCAGCUCUGGUCUUCAUCUUACUGACAUCAGGACAGGAUCUGGACGAGUUUGACCUGAAGAAAUACUCUGCUUCAGAGGAGGCUCUUCUGAGGCUGCUGCCGGUGAUUAAAGCCUCCAGAAAAUCUUUGUAG
This is a messenger RNA of Myripristis murdjan (pinecone soldierfish), 2058 nucleotides long. RefSeq names its product protein NLRC3-like. Bases 19 to 2058 code for a protein of 679 amino acids. NCBI's taxonomy places the organism in Eukaryota, Metazoa, Chordata, Actinopteri, Holocentriformes, Holocentridae. The transcript is spliced from 3 exons. The record is from RefSeq and is a predicted model, not a curated record.